GCCGGCGCUGGGCGGGGCGGGCAGCGCGCGGGGGGCGUGGCGCCGGCGCACCAAGAUGGCGACACCCGCAGUCCCCCCCGCAGCUCCCGCCCCGCCGCAGUCCGGCCCGGAGACGCGCUAGAGCCGCCGCCGCGAGCUGACCGGUCCGGGGUGCGACAUAACUAAAGAAGCUGCUGCAGGAUGAAAAGAUGGCAGCACGGCUGCUCGCACCACCAGGCCCUGAUAGUUUUAAACCCUUCACUCCGGAGUCUCUGGCGAACAUCGAGAAACACAUUGCGGAACUGAAGAAGAAGCAGCGUCCAAAGCAAGACAGCAGCCACCGGGACGACGAUGAAGACAGCAAACCAAAACCAAACAGUGACCUUGAGGCAGGGAAGAAUUUGCCUUUCAUCUACGGGGACAUCCCAAAAGGCCUGGUUGCUGUGCCGCUGGAGGACUUUGACCCUUAUUAUAUGACACAGAAAACCUUUGUAGUACUAAACAGAGGGAAAACACUCUUCCGAUUUAGUGCCACACCUGCCUUGUACAUUUUAAGUCCUUUUAAUCUGUUUAGAAGAAUAGCUAUUAAAAUUUUGAUACAUUCAGUAUUUAGCAUGAUCAUUAUGUGCACUAUUUUGACCAACUGUGUAUUCAUGACUUUUAGUAACCCGCCCGAAUGGUCGAAGAAUGUGGAGUAUACAUUCACUGGUAUCUAUACGUUCGAAUCACUUGUGAAAAUUAUUGCCAGAGGUUUCUGUAUAGAUGGCUUUACUUUCCUACGCGACCCGUGGAACUGGCUAGAUUUCAGUGUGAUCAUGAUGGCAUAUGUCACAGAGUUUGUGGACCUUGGGAAUGUCUCAGCGUUGAGAACUUUCAGAGUUCUCCGAGCUUUGAAAACUAUCUCUGUUAUUCCAGGCCUGAAGACCAUUGUGGGUGCCCUAAUUCAGUCUGUGAAGAAGCUGUCGGAUGUAAUGAUCUUGACAGUGUUUUGCCUCAGUGUCUUUGCUCUCAUCGGGUUGCAGCUCUUUAUGGGCAAUUUAAGGAACAAGUGUGUGAUAUGGCCGAUUAAUGUGAAUGAGACUUUCCUGGAUAACGGCUCAAAGGGUUUUGACUGGGAGGAAUACACCAACAAUAUGUCAAACUUUUACAUAAUUCCUGGCGCCCCUGAUCCUUUGCUCUGUGGUAACAGCUCGGAUGCGGGCCAAUGUCCGGAGGGCUACACGUGCAUGAAAGCAGGACGGAACCCCAACUACGGUUACACAAGCUUUGACACUUUCAGCUGGGCUUUUCUGGCUUUAUUUCGCCUUAUGACUCAGGACUUCUGGGAAAACUUGUAUCAAUUAACCUUACGAGCAGCAGGAAAAACCUACAUGAUCUUCUUUGUCUUGGUGAUCUUUGUGGGAUCGUUCUACCUGGUUAAUCUCAUUUUGGCUGUGGUGGCUAUGGCUUACGAAGAGCAGAACCAGGCCACGCUGGAGGAGGCGGAGCAGAAAGAGGCGGAAUUUAAGGCCAUGUUGGAGCAACUGAAAAAGCAGCAGGAAGAAGCACAGGCUGCCGCCAUGGUCACUUCGGCAGGGACCGUCUCUGAGGAUGCUGUGGAAGACGACGGUGGGGGGAGGAUGUCUCGGAGCUCUUCUGAGAUUUCCAAACUCAGUUCCAAGAGCGCCAAGGAGCGUCGAAACCGAAGGAAAAAGCGAAAGGACAAGGAACUGUCAGAAGGAGAUGAGAAGUGUGACAAUGAGAAGGUGUUUAAGUCGGAGUCUGAGGAUGGCAUGAGGAGGAAAGCAUUCAGGCUACCAGAUAACAGGCUAGGAAGGAAGUUUUCCAUCAUGAACCAGUCUCUCCUCAGCAUCCCAGGCUCCCCUUUUCUCUCCCGGCACAACAGCAAGAGCAGCAUCUUCAGCUACAAGGGGCGGUUUCGUGACCCGGGUUCGGAGAACGAGUUUGCGGAUGACGAGCACAGCACCGUGGAGGAAAGCGAAGGCAGGAGAGAUUCCCUCUUCAUCCCCAUCCGCGGCCGCGACCGCCGGAGCAGCUACAGCGGCUACAGCGGCUACAGCCAAGGCAGCCGCUCCUCGCGGAUCUUCCCCAACCUCCGCCGAAACGUGAAGAGGAACAGCACGGUGGACUGCAACGGCGUGGUGUCCCUCAUCGGCGGCCCGCCUUCCAGCAUGCCCGGGGGACGCCUUCUGCCUGAGGGUACUACUGAAAUCGAAAUCAGAAAGAAGCCUGGCGGGUCUCUCCUGGUCUCGAUGGAUCAGGUGAACGCAUCCUAUGGAAGAAAGGAUCGAACCAACAGUGUAAUGACGGGGUUGACAAAUACCCUUGUUGAGGAGCUGGAGGAGUCCCAGAGGAAGUGUCCCCCUUGCUGGUACAAAUUUGCCAACACGUUCUUGAUCUGGGAAUGCCACCCGUACUGGAUCAAGCUGAAGGAGAUCGUGAACUUAAUUGUCAUGGAUCCUUUUGUUGACUUGGCCAUCACCAUCUGUAUUGUGCUGAACACUUUGUUCAUGGCAAUGGAGCACCAUCCUAUGACCCCAGAGUUUGAGCACGUGCUCUCCGUAGGAAAUCUGGUUUUCACUGGAAUUUUCACAGCAGAAAUGUUCCUGAAGCUCAUCGCCAUGGAUCCCUACUAUUAUUUCCAAGAAGGCUGGAACAUCUUUGAUGGAUUUAUUGUCUCCCUCAGUUUAAUGGAACUGGGUCUGGCAGAUGUGGAAGGACUUUCUGUGCUGCGAUCUUUCCGAUUGCUGAGGGUCUUCAAACUGGCCAAGUCCUGGCCCACUCUGAACAUGCUGAUAAAAAUCAUCGGUAACUCAGUGGGUGCUUUGGGGAACUUGACCUUGGUGCUAGCCAUCAUCGUGUUCAUCUUUGCUGUGGUGGGCAUGCAGCUCUUCGGCAAAAGCUACAAGGAGUGUGUCUGCAAGAUCAGUCCGGAGUGUGAGCUACCCCGCUGGCACAUGCACGAUUUCUUCCACUCCUUCCUUAUUGUCUUCCGUGUGUUGUGUGGGGAAUGGAUUGAGACCAUGUGGGAUUGUAUGGAAGUAGCAGGACAGGCCAUGUGCUUGAUUGUCUUCAUGAUGGUCAUGGUCAUCGGAAACUUAGUGGUGCUGAACCUGUUCUUAGCUUUGCUACUGAGCUCCUUCAGUGCGGACAACUUGGCAGCAACAGAUGACGACGGGGAGAUGAACAACCUGCAGAUUUCUGUUAUUCGCAUCAAGAAGGGCAUUGCCUGGACCAAGGCGAAAGUGCGGGAGUUCAUGCAGGCUCAUUUCAAGCAGAGAGAGGCAGAUGAGGUCAAACCCUUGGAUGAAUUGUACGACAAGAAGGUGAACUGCAUUGCUAACCAUACGGGGGCUGAUAUCAACAGAGACAUUGAUUAUCAGAAGAAUGGCAAUGGCACGACGAGUGGAAUUGGGAGCAGUGUGGAGAAGUAUAUCAUAGAUGAAGAUCACAUGUCCUUCAUCAAUAACCCCAACCUCACUGUCCGGGUGCCUAUUGCUGUAGGGGAAUCGGAUUUUGAAAAUCUCAACACAGAAGAUUUCAGCAGCGAUACAGAUCCCGAUGGCAGCAAAGAGAAACUCGACGAGACCAGCUCCUCUGAAGGUAGCACCAUUGAUAUAAAGCCUGAAGUGGAAGAAGUCCCUGUGGAGGCACCGGAGGAGUAUCUGGACCCUGACGCGUGCUUCACAGAAGGUUGCAUGCAGCGCUGCAAAUGUUGCCAGGUCAAUAUCGAGGAAGGGCUGGGGAAGUCUUGGUGGACCUUGAGGAAGACUUGUUUUCUGAUUGUGGAGCACAACUGGUUUGAGACUUUCAUCAUCUUUAUGAUCCUGCUGAGCAGCGGUGCUCUGGCUUUCGAGGAUAUUUACAUAGAACAGAGGAAAACCAUCCGGACCAUCCUGGAGUACGCGGACAAGGUCUUCACUUACAUUUUCAUCCUGGAGAUGUUGCUGAAAUGGUGUGCUUACGGAUUCGUCAAGUUCUUCACGAAUGCCUGGUGCUGGCUGGAUUUCCUCAUUGUGGCUGUCUCUUUAGUCAGCCUUAUAGCUAAUGCCCUGGGCUACUCGGAACUAGGUGCCAUAAAGUCCCUUAGGACACUAAGAGCUUUGAGGCCUUUAAGAGCGUUGUCCCGAUUUGAGGGGAUGAGGGUGGUUGUCAACGCCUUGGUUGGCGCUAUCCCUUCCAUUAUGAAUGUGUUGUUGGUCUGCCUUAUCUUCUGGCUGAUUUUCAGCAUUAUGGGGGUUAACCUGUUUGCCGGGAAAUAUCAUUACUGCUUUAAUGAAACAGCUGAGGAGCGCUUUGAAAUAGAUAUUGUUAACAACAAGACAGACUGCGAAGCGCUGAUGCCACCCAACUCCACUGAGAUUCGAUGGAAGAACGUGAAAAUUAACUUUGACAACGUUGGGGCAGGAUAUCUGGCUCUUCUGCAAGUUGCCACUUUCAAGGGCUGGAUGGACAUCAUGUACGCCGCGGUGGACUCCAGAAAGCAAGAAGAGCAACCCAAGUACGAGGACAACAUUUACAUGUACAUAUAUUUUGUUAUCUUCAUUAUCUUCGGCUCCUUUUUCACCCUGAACUUGUUCAUUGGUGUCAUCAUUGACAACUUCAAUCAACAAAAGAAAAAGUUUGGAGGUCAAGAUAUUUUCAUGACAGAAGAACAAAAGAAGUACUAUAAUGCCAUGAAAAAACUGGGUUCAAAGAAACCUCAGAAACCUAUUCCCCGACCUCUGAACCGCAUCCAAGGAGCUGUCUUUGACUUUGUUACUCAGCAAGCAUUUGAUAUAGUCAUCAUGAUGCUCAUUUGCCUCAACAUGGUGACCAUGAUGGUGGAGACGGACACACAAAGCAAGCAGAUGGAGGACAUCCUUUACUGGAUCAACCUGGUGUUUGUCAUCUUCUUCACCUGUGAGUGUGUGCUGAAGAUGUUCGCCUUGCGGCACUAUUAUUUCACCAUCGGGUGGAACAUUUUUGACUUCGUGGUUGUGAUUCUGUCCAUCGUGGGAAUGUUCCUGGCUGAAAUCAUUGAGAAGUAUUUUGUGUCACCCACUCUAUUCCGAGUCAUCCGACUGGCUCGCAUUGGACGUAUCCUGCGUUUGAUCAAAGGAGCCAAAGGGAUCCGCACUUUGCUUUUUGCCUUAAUGAUGUCCUUGCCUGCCUUGUUCAACAUUGGCCUCUUGCUGUUCUUGGUCAUGUUCAUCUUCUCCAUCUUUGGCAUGUCAAACUUUGCCUACGUCAAGCAUGAGGCUGGCAUAGACGAUAUGUUCAACUUUGAGACCUUUGGCAACAGCAUGAUCUGCUUGUUCCAGAUCACCACAUCAGCUGGCUGGGAUGGGCUCCUGCUGCCAAUCCUAAACCGGCCUCCAGACUGCGACCUGGACAAGGAGCAUCCUGGGAGUGGUUUUAAGGGGGAUUGUGGGAACCCCUCAGUGGGGAUAUUUUUCUUUGUGAGUUACAUCAUCAUCUCCUUCCUGAUCGUGGUCAACAUGUACAUUGCCAUCAUCCUGGAGAACUUCAGCGUGGCGACAGAGGAGAGCGCAGAUCCACUAAGUGAGGACGACUUUGAGACCUUCUACGAGAUCUGGGAAAAGUUCGACCCUGACGCCACCCAGUUCAUAGAGUACAGCAAGCUCGCAGACUUUGCUGAUGCUCUGGAACAUCCUCUCCGCGUCCCCAAACCCAACACCAUCGAACUCAUCGCCAUGGACCUGCCUAUGGUAAGUGGAGACAGGAUCCACUGUUUAGACAUCCUGUUUGCCUUCACCAAACGCGUCCUGGGGGACAGUGGAGAGCUGGAUAUCCUGAGACAGCAGAUGGAGGAAAGAUUCGUGGCGUCCAACCCUUCCAAAGUGUCUUAUGAGCCUAUCACAACGACGCUCCGGCGUAAGCAGGAAGAAGUUUCGGCGGUGGUCAUCCAGAGGGCUUACAGGGCUCGUUUAGCACGACGGGGCUUUAUUAGCCGAAGGCCUGUCUCCACAAAACUGGAAAAUGGAGGAACGAACAGGGAGAAAAAGGAAGGCACCCCAUCUACCGCGUCCCUCCCCUCGUACGACAGCGUCACCAAGCCCGAGAAGGAGAAACAGCAACGGGCGGAGGAAGGAAGACGAGAAAGAGCGAAAAGACAAAAAGACGUCAGGGAAUCCAAGUGUUGAGACAAAAUAAUAGAAUUGUACAAAUUAAAAUAUUUGCAAGCGAAAAGAUUGUUUACAAACUUCCUGAAAUAUAUCAAUACAGAACAGCUGUGGAGACACUUACCUGAAGAUCUUAUACCAAACAUAGUCUGCUUACUGUGUGACAGCGUUGCAUCUAAAGCAGUGACCUACCACCUGUUUAAAGGACCCUUGUAAACAAACAUUUAAACACAAAAAAGGAAAAAAAAUGGAUUUUCUAUUGUUUGGGCAGGUGGAUACUGCAUGUUCCACAUCAGUCAAUGCAACUUAGGACAAACAAGCGAAAUAAAACACACACACACACACACACACACUGAAACAAAACCCGCUGCUGGGAUUCAUAUAUUUUCCAAAGCAGCCAAAAAUGGAUUUUAUUUUCCCAUUUUGUUGAUUAUUAUCGAAAGAAAACCCAGAAGUCACAGUCUUAAAGGGUUUGUUCAUGCAAAACUAGAUUUGCAUUUAGUUAAGCAGCAAAAAAAAAAAAAAAAAAAAAAGAAAAAACAGAAAAAAGUUAAAAUAAGUAAAAAAAAAAAAAAACGAGAAAAGGAAACAAACCACCCAUUUAGCCCAUGCCAUUUAAUUGUCAUAGUUUAUUUGGUAUUUAUUAUCUGCAUUCUACUUUCUACAUGGGCUUUACUUGGUUUGGGAGAUGGGGUAAUCGGGUACCUUCAGCCUGGAGGCAGCUCGGGCUGAUUCCCCCCCAAAAAAAAAAAAAGUGCUUGUUCAAUGCAUAGAAGCGACUUGCAUGAUGGCAUGCCGUGACCAGGGACCAUGCAUGAGGAACCAUUAGACCACAAGACACUCAGUAAUCUGUCCACAGCAGUGUGUUUAAGCCAUAAAUUCCAGGCACUCCACUGACUACCGUACACUGUAUUUGGAGAUAAACUUUCACACUAACUGGCCCCUCUGCCCGUCCUUCCCGAUCGGUCCUAGACCCGCCAGUAGGAGGAAAAAAAAAAAAAAAACCAAACAAAAAGGAACCAACAAAAAGAAACGAGCGGAGGAAAUACUUGUGUGUGUAUGUUUAACGACUUGUCUUUUUUUUUCCGUACAGCCAUCUUUUUGCACACUGAAAUAUGACAAAACUCAAUGCUGCUCUGGACCUCGUCCGAGGGGAGGUGAUAAAAACUGAGAAUGGCUUGUUAUACUCUUGUCACUGUAAAACCAAAAUCUAGGGCUUAAAUACCAGUCAGUAAGUUCAUUUGUAUCCUGCAAUAUUUAUCAUUAAUACCAAUCGUUAUUCAGCCUCCAUCCUGCAGCGUAGACACUCUUUUUCUUUUUCUUUUUUUUCUUUUUUUUCGGUUAGAGAUAAGUGCUGUGAAAAAUCAGUGUGUUAUCUCUACCGGAGACACGGGGAGCGUCCCCGAGGCCGUCACGCUGGGGGCCGGGGCCGUGCCCUGGCCCGGGGGGUGGCUGCGGGACCCCCGGCUCUCCGGGCCCUGCGGCAGCACUGGGGGUGGCCGCUGUGGGGGGACUGGUGGCCGGGAGGGUUCUGAGCAAGGAGCGGCCCCAUCCCGGGCUCCGGAGCCUUCUCCGUCUCCCCAGGCACCUCCAUGGGGGGGGGCCGCACUGGCCCCCCGGGGCGGGUGGGGGCCGGAGCUGCCCUUUCCCAGCCCCGCUGCGGCGGUGGCUGACAUGGCGCCCGGGCCCAACCUCGCUGUUCCUCAGCGCCCAGGCCCGGCCCUCCCCACGUCCUGCUCCGUGCUGUCCUUGUCGCCAAGCCGGCCUCGGCCGCCGCUCUGGCUGGCAGGUUUUUUCCCGUUGGGACCAGGGGCGUCUGCGCGGGGGGCGGCAGCGCCGCAGCGCGGGCGCUCGCCCGGGGAAGGAGAGUGAGGGGUCGGUGUCAGCCGAUUCCCCGGAAUGGCGGGGCAAAAACCCAAGAGGACGGAAGUGGAUGGCAGGAGGGACCUCAGUUGGCAUCAUCUCACAAGCCGGAAAAUGACAGGAGUCACUUAAAAACCCCAAACCCAGCAGGAAGCCGCCCAGCAGCCGCCGGGGCCGGUGCCCUCGCCAUCGCCAGCUCGGCGGAGCCGUCCUGCACCCAGCAACGCGGCCAGGAACCUUUUGUACCCUGUCAGCUCUUGCCCCAGUCGCUCCUAGGAUGUGAUGUAUCAUAACAAAGAAAAACUACAUACAUAUGUACAGGCUACGUUGUAAACAGCACAAAAGAGAAAAAAAAAAAUAGCUGAAAAGUGUGGUUGAACUUUUUAAGAGAAUAUUAUAAAUACUGUAAUAUAUCAUUUUAUUUUAUCGGCAUGCCUUUUUGUAAAUACAAAGAACUACAAAAAUAAUAGAAUGGCUUCUGGCUUAUGCCAUUGUCCAUGUUUAUUUUUAUUUUUUUAAUAUUCUUCUGUUUUCCUUAGACUUUAGAUAGCCAGGAAACGUCCCCCAAAGAAAAAAAAAAUAAAAGACAAACCAACCCCUACCCUCCUCCCCCCAAAAAAAACCUAGAUUUUAAAAAAAAAAGCUUUAUUGCAAUUGAUCUUUGCAACAGCAAAAGUAUAUCUAUCUUUGGGUUCCAAUGUGCAAUAAGUUGACCACUUCUAUGCAAGAUUUGGCUAAACUUCAUAAUUGUUCUUAAGCUGGGCUAUUGGCUCGUAGGUGAAGCUUGGUACGUUUAGCGGUCGUGCUGGCCAUUUCAUUAAGCUACUCAAUUACUUUAAAAUAAAAAGUCCCUUCAAACUA
Molecule: messenger RNA, 8828 nt
Organism: Chroicocephalus ridibundus (black-headed gull)
Lineage: Eukaryota; Metazoa; Chordata; Aves; Charadriiformes; Laridae
Gene: SCN8A
Product: sodium voltage-gated channel alpha subunit 8
Exons: 27
Coding region: 189-6125 (1978 amino acids)
Biological process (GO): neuronal action potential; sodium ion transmembrane transport; membrane depolarization during action potential
Cellular component (GO): axon; plasma membrane; voltage-gated sodium channel complex
Molecular function (GO): protein binding; voltage-gated sodium channel activity
Source: RefSeq, a predicted model, not a curated record